Molecule: messenger RNA, 6862 nt
Organism: Osmerus eperlanus (European smelt)
Lineage: Eukaryota; Metazoa; Chordata; Actinopteri; Osmeriformes; Osmeridae
Product: peroxidasin
Exons: 23
Coding region: 73-4536 (1487 amino acids)
Biological process (GO): response to oxidative stress
Molecular function (GO): peroxidase activity; heme binding; protein binding
Source: RefSeq, a predicted model, not a curated record
AAUAACUGAGUUGAUGUAGUCGGUGAGAGGAGUAGCUGGCGGUGUGUUAUCUACACGGCUGACUCCCUAGCAAUGGCGAUGUGGACUGGCCAGCUUUUCUCUCCGUUUCUUUAUGCCUUAUCUUUGUUUCUGGUCGCAAGUGGACCGCAGCGUGUCCUUUCUUGUCCAAGCCGUUGUCUAUGUUUCCGAACCACAGUGAGAUGUAUGCAUUUAAACCUCGAAACAGUACCUGCGGUCUCUCCUCAAACAACCAUCCUUGACCUGAGGUUCAACAAAAUCAAGGACUUACAACCUGGCUCCUUUAGACGGCUACAGAACCUCAACACACUCCUCCUUAACAAUAAUCACAUCAGAAGGAUCCCUAGAGGUGCCUUUGAAGACUUGGAAAACCUCAAAUAUCUCUAUUUGUACAAGAAUGAAAUCCAAUCAAUUGACAGACAAGCAUUUAAGGGACUUGUCUCUCUAGAACAACUUUACCUGCAUUUCAACAACAUUGAGUCCUUAGAGCCUGAAUCCUUCACCCACCUACCAAAGCUUGAGCGCCUGUUUUUGCACAACAACAGAAUAACCAAUCUUGUUCUGGGAACCUUCUCCCAUCUGCAGUCCAUGAAAAGACUGCGUCUGGACUCUAACACACUGAACUGUGACUGUGAGCUGCUGUGGCUGGCUGACCUGCUGAAACAGUACGCCGAGUCAGGCAAUGCCCAGGCCGCCGCCACCUGUGACUACCCCAGCAGACUGCAGGGACGAUCUGUGGCCACGCUCACCGCUGAGGAGCUCAACUGUGAGGUGCCCAGAAUCACGUCAGAACCCCAAGACGUAGACGUGACCUCAGGGAACACUGUGUACUUUACCUGCAGGGCCGAGGGGAACCCCAAACCUCAGAUCAUCUGGCUCAGGAACAACAAUGCUCUGAACAUGCGCGACGACUCUCGCCUGAACCUGCUGGAGGACGGCACCCUGAUGAUCCAGGACACCAGGGAGACGGACCAGGGCGUGUACCAGUGCAUGGCCAAGAACGUUGCUGGGGAGGUGAAGACCUCGCAGGUCACCUUGCGCUACUUCGGAGCCCCCUCUCGGCCCAGCUUCGUGAUCCAGCCCCAGAACACGGAGGUGCUGGUGGGGGAGAGCGUGACCCUGGAGUGCAGCGCCACGGGUCAGCCCCAACCUCGGGUGACCUGGACCACGGGGGACCGCACGCCACUGCCGGCCGACGCCCGCAUCAACACCACGCCGUCGGGCGGGCUGUUCAUCCGGAACGUGGCGCAGGCCGACAGCGGCCAGUACACCUGCUUCGCGUCCAACAACGUGGACACCAUCCAUGCCACGGCCUACAUCAUCGUCCAGGCCAUCCCCCAGUUCACGGUCACUCCUCAGGACCAGUCGGUGCUGGAGGGCCACACGGUGGACUUCCCCUGCGAGGCCGGCGGCUACCCGCAGCCCGUCAUCGCCUGGACGCGGGGAGGUAGCCCCCUGCCCCUGGAUCGCCGCCACCUGGUCCUCUCCACCGGCACGCUGCGUGUGUCCCGCGUGGCGCCCCACGAUGAGGGCCAGUAUGAGUGCCAAGCCGUCAGCCCGGUGGGCACUGUCCGCAUAGCCGUCCAGCUUAACAUCCAGCAGAGAGUAACGCCUGUUUUCACAAAUGCUCCAAGGGACCUGACGGUGGAGUCUGGGUCGGACGUGCAGAUUCCCUGCAGCGCUCACGGCCAGCCCCAGCCUGUCCUCACUUGGAACAAGGAUGGGGUUCAGAUAACAGAGAGCGGCAAGUUCCACAUCAGCCCUGAGGGGUUCCUAGAGGUCAAGGAUGUGGGUCUGGCAGACCGUGGCCGCUACGAGUGCAUCGCCCGCAACCCCAUUGGUUACCAGUCUGUCAGCAUGGUUCUCACUGUUCAAGUUCCUCCUGUAAGCAGAUCCGGGGACACAUUUGUUACCUCGUCCAUCGAGGAAGCCAUACGAAACGUGGACAGCGCCAUUGAAUCCACCAGGAGGCGUCUGUUUGACGGUCAGCCCCGUACCCCAGGCGAGCUGCUGGCCCUGUUCCGCUACCCCCGGGACCCCUACACCGUGGAGCAGGCUCGCGCAGGGGAGAUCUUCGAGCAGACACUGCUCCUCAUCCAGAACCACGUCAACCAGGGACUCAUGGUGGACACCAAUGGCACAGCUUUCCGCUACAACGACCUGGUGUCCCCCCACUUCCUGGAUGUCAUCGCCAACCUCUCAGGAUGCACGGCGCACCGCCGCAUCAACAACUGCUCCGACAUCUGCUUCCACCAGAAGUACCGCAGCCACGACGGCACCUGCAACAACCUGCAGCACCCCAUGUGGGGAGCCUCCCUCACCGCCUUCGAACGCCUCCUCAAGUCCGUCUACGACAACGGCUUCAACCUCCCGCGCGGCGCCACCGAGCGCUUCCACAACGGCCACCGCCUCCCGCUACCUCGGCUGGUGUCCACCACCAUGAUUGGCACGGAGACCGUCACCCCCGACGACCGCUACACGCACAUGCUGAUGCAGUGGGGUCAGUUCCUAGAUCACGACAUGGACGCCACGGUGGCCGCCCUCAGCCAGUCGCGUUUCUCCGACGGCCAGCUGUGCACGCAGGGCUGCACCAACGACCCGCCGUGCUUCCCCAUCCAGUUCCCGCCCAACGACCCUCGCCAGCUGCGCAGCGGCACGCGCUGCAUGUUUUUCGUGCGCUCCAGCCCCGUGUGUGGCAGCGGCAUGACGUCCCUCCUCAUGAACAGCGUGUAUCCACGGGAACAGAUCAACCAGCUGACCUCCUACAUCGACGCCUCCAACGUUUACGGGAGCUCGCGCCACGAGUCGGAGGAGGUCCGCGACCUGGCCAGUCAACGGGGCCUGCUUCGCCAGGGGAUCAUCCAGCGCACGGGCAAACCCCUCUUGCCGUUCGCCACGGGGCCGCGCACCGAGUGCAUGCGGGACGAGAACGAGAGCCCCAUCCCCUGUUUCCUGGCCGGUGACCACCGGGCCAAUGAGCAGUUGGGGCUGACCGCCAUGCACACCAUCUGGCUGAGGGAGCACAACCGCGUCGCCAACGAGCUUCUGCGUCUGAACCCCCACUGGGACGGGGACACCAUCUACCACGAGGCGCGCAAGAUUGUGGGAGCCCAAAUGCAGCAUAUCACCUAUAGCCACUGGCUGCCUAAGGUGCUGGGCGAUGCCGGCGUGAAGCUGAUGGGCGAGUACCGGGGCUACAACCCCAACGUCAACGCAGGCAUCCUCAACGCCUUCGCCACCGCCGCCUUCCGCUUCGGACACACCCUCAUCAACCCCAUCCUCUACCGCCUGGACGACAACUUCCAGCCCAUCCCUCAGGGCCACAUCUCCCUGCACCGCGCCUUCUUCUCGCCCUUCCGCAUCGUCAACGAGGGCGGCAUCGACCCGCUGCUCCGCGGCCUGUACGGAGUGGCGGGCAAGAUGCGCGUGUCCACUCAGCUGCUCAACACGGAGCUGACGGAGCGUCUCUUUUCCAUGGCGCACGCCGUGGCUCUGGACCUGGCCGCCAUGAACAUCCAGAGGGGACGCGACCAUGGAAUACCGCCCUAUAACGACUACCGGGUGUACUGCAACUUGACCUCAGCGCAGACGUUUGACGACCUGCGCAAUGAGAUCAAGAACCCGGCGGUCCGGGAGAAGCUGCAGAGGUUGUACGGUACCCCUCUGAACGUGGACCUCUUCCCCGCCCUCAUGGCCGAGGACCUGGUCCCUGGCAGCAGACUGGGCCCCACCCUCAUGUGUCUGCUGGCGGCCCAGUUUAAACGCCUCCGCGAUGGAGACAGGUUCUGGUACGAGAACCCGGGCGUGUUCACGCCGGCCCAGCUGACGCAGCUGAAGCAGGCGUCGCUGACGCGCGUGCUCUGCGACAACGGCGACAACAUCACGCGAGUCCAGCAGGACGUGUUCAGCGUGGCCGAGCUUCCCCACGGCUACGGCAGCUGCGACGACGUGCCCAAAAUGGACCUGCGGAUGUGGCAGGACUGCUGCGAAGACUGUCGGACUAAAGGUCAGUUCAACGCCCUGUCCUACCACUUCAGAGGACGCAGGUCGGUGGACCAGAGCAUGGCAGAGGAGAGGCCGUCCAACAGCCUACCUGGGGAGAGCAGCCCCGUGGAAAACAUCUCUGUGAAUCUCGUGAAUAUCACUGCACCCUCGAAAUCCAGCACUGAGCCCUCACUAAAUGACUUCCAGGACUUUGUCUCAGACAUGCAGAAGACUAUCACUAGUUUACGCAAGCAGAUUAAAAGACUUGAAGCCCGUCUGAGUAAGACAGACUGCACUGACAAGGAAGGCCGGGAACGAUCGGACAGCGAGAGGUGGAAGGAGGACCCCUGCUCCACAUGCGAGUGCAAAGAUGCUCAGGUCACUUGCUUCAUAGAAUCGUGCCCGGUCGCGGCAUGCCAGCGGCCUGUGAAGCUAAAAGGCUUGUGUUGUCCAGCGUGUCUCCACCAGGACCAGGACAUGGGGAGCAGCGAGCUGAGCAAUGGGCACCAGGAAGACAGUACACGCCACGUAUAAUCCUCAGGACCCGACCCACACCCUAGUGUGAGAGAGAGAAAGAGAGAGAGGGGGAAUGAAAGAAAGAGAGAAGUAUAGACUCAAAAGGUGGCCCGCGCUGUAGCCACUUACAUCCAAUUGCCUCGUUUUUUGUUUGUUUUUUUUCGUUUUUUUUUUUCUUUUCGUUUUUUAUUCUUCUUUUUGUUAUUUUGGUUGUUCAUUUUGAUUGCCCUCUCCCAUGUACAACUGCCCGAGGCUCAGUUUUAAAGUCACUGGCAACUGAUGAGACCAGUAGUUAGUUACCUGUCUGCCACAGAGAGGAUGAAUGGAAAAAAGAUGGAUGGAUGCAUGGGAUGGAUGGAAUGAUGGACAAUACUUCCUUCCUGGCCAGGCCUCUCCAGCACUGUCUGUCUGUUUCUAGAGGCCUUUCAGGUGUUUCUGCAACCCAAAACUGCUCCCUUUAAACAUGGGGCGAUAAAAAGUGGGAAAAUGCCCUAAGGAGGAGCAGGACCUAGGAAGUAAACAAACCAUCGGCAGCCAUGUUGUCUUACAAAAGCUUUCUCAGGUUAGAGAUGUCGAAAAACUGGUGCUACCCCACCCACUUUUUUCUCUUCAAAAUGUUACUAAAUUCAAACCUUAAAAGUAUUGUUUUUUUGUUUGUUUUGUUUAUAUAACAGUAUGCAACAUAUAUACACUCAUUAUGUGCCUUUUCAUGGUAAACCACAUUUGAGAGAAUAAUUUUUUAUCGCUCUAAAGAACAUUUUAUGUACAAAUUGAGUUACUUGCUUGUUACUUAACGUUUAAGGUGCUUAAUAUCAUAAUUAUGAAUAUGUAUUUCUCCUUUAUUUGUAUCAACUGACUGCUUACAUAUGAAAAUAAUGUGAAGCCCUACAAAACAUCUUUUGUAAUGCAAAAAUACUAUCUACUGAUGACCAUUUCCUUCUCCAACUGCAGCUGUUGGUCAACAAACAUCUGGUAUUAUUGACAUAUGUUCUCCCCUCAGUAAACAUUUGAUUGGUCUGCAUUAAGGAGAAAAUUCCCUCCAUAGCCUGACUCACCAACCAUUAGAAACCACACUCUUGAGGCCCUCGAGAUAUUUCAUUGUGUGCUCUAAAACGGCUCCAAAUAUGUUUUUUACCACUUGUACCAGUAUAGUCUUUCUUCAUGGUAAAUAUGAGAGACACAUACUGGUAGUCAUGCUAUACUUACUGAUGAUCAAUCCAGCAGGUCGGUUGGAGAUUUUGAUUGUACUCCGUCACUUACCCGCUGCAGUGUUCACUUCCAUUGUGGCCUUUGUUUCCUGGUUAGUUUCGACGAUAACUGAGACAUUGAAGGCAUGCACCCCUACCCCCUCCUCUCUACUCUCAUACUCACUCCCCCAGAUCAAGUUUACAGAAGGACACCCUCUCACGCGUUCCCUUCCCAAAUGUUCACCCCUCAUCAUAUGCUACUUCCACUCUUUGAUUGCCUGUGUGAUGUGUGCGCGUCUGUGCCUGUGUGUGCACGUGGGAGUGUGUGUAUAUCUGUUUGCAUACAUCAUGUUCUCUAACCACACCUCAGCACGUCUUUAUCUGUUGAUCCGGGUGAGAGAGAUUGUUUGGCUCUCGUCUCCGAGUUUUUUGGGGGAGCGAUGCAGAGAGAUGAGGUGAUGUCAUUAUGCUGCAGUACUGCACAGAGCCUCUGACCAUAAUUCCUUCUUUAAUGAAAGCCAGAUGACAAGAGGCAGCGGGAGUGAAGAUGUCAAUCAAACAACCGGCUCCAAUUUCAGUUGUUGAUAUAGUUCUGUUGUUGGUCAUCAGAAAGAUUCAGAUUCCCCACUCCAGGGACCCACUCAAACCUGCUUUUAUACCUAUUGCGUCUCUACAGCCAGUGUCUCUUCCACUCUUAACUAUAUAGCAUCUUCAGAAUGUAUUCCUAAUAUAUAUAUAUAUAUAUAUAUAUAUAUAUUAUGUACCGUUUGCUAGCCUUUCUGAGAAGGUCAUUGAGGGAGCUGUUUUGGCACACGACACUGGUAACUGCUUACAGUACCACAUGGAUGAAAGUGAUAGAGACUGUUGAGUGACCUACCAUCCUUCUUUUUUGAUUUCAUUAUUCUUCCUGUGCUUAUUUCUCUUUUCAAGCAUAGUUGUGUGUGUGUGUGUAUGUUUGAAGUGUUUGAAGUGUUUCUAUACAGUAUGUUCUGACUGAUCACACUGUAACCUGCUAAAUUUGUCACUGUAUUUAGCAACAUCUUGUUACAUCUGUCAUUUUCCUUAUCAUUUUCUCUUUUUCUGCCAGAACCCCUUCCUUCCUCUGGCGCCACCCAAAAUAAAACAUCCCACUGACAAUGGAAUGCACUGCUCUGCAA